Nematostella vectensis (starlet sea anemone) is the source of this 3621-nucleotide messenger RNA. RefSeq lists its product as uncharacterized. The record is from RefSeq and is a predicted model, not a curated record. Bases 128 to 3460 code for a protein of 1110 amino acids. The transcript has 16 exons. Lineage: Eukaryota; Metazoa; Cnidaria; Anthozoa; Actiniaria; Edwardsiidae.
CGAGACAGAUCAAGCGAUCCAGCAUUACACAUAUUUUCUUUCUUUAUUAUUAAAGCCAUUUCGACGUUUUGAAAGACCGAGGAAAUCGCCCGAAAAGCGUUAAGGGCGGCAUAAAAACGAAAAAGGGAUGAUAAGACUUUGGUCUGUGUUGGCCAUUGCGGUGUUCGGGUUUGUAGCAAUCAGCUUUGCUAGCCCAUCACCUGAUGACACCCAAGAAAUCGAGACUCAUGAAAUCGAGCUAGAUUCAGAUGACCUGUCCAAGAGAUCUGACAUCAAAAAGCCUGACCCCAAGGCUGACUCCAAGUCGACGAGCGCCCACAAGAAGCAGUUCGUGAUUGACGCCAUCCAUCACGGCCCCUAUCAUGGAGGCCACUCAUGGGGGACAACCUCGCAAUGGCCCGCGGGACAUGGCUUUUUCCCGGGUCACGGGUUUGCUAUAGCGUCACCAUCUGGUGGAUGGAAUGGAUACCCCAAUGUCGGAGCUCCUUAUAGGUCUAAAAUUCCAAAGAACAAGAAGGCAUCCAAGGGCGAAACAGACUCGCACGAGGCCCCAAACAAGCGCUGGUGGCCGGGUUACUCUGGAGGCUGGGGUGGUUGGGGUCUUGGUAACUAUGGUUACCCAGGCUGGGGCGCGCAUGGUUUCGGUGGAUGGGAUGGCCCGUGGGGGGGUCCAUGGGGAGGUUUUGCUGGCGGAUGGGCUGGUCACGGAUAUUUAAGAUCAGGCGUCCCUCGCCCUGGCAGUGAAAGUGCCAGUAAGCGCUGGUGGCCUGGGUACUCAGGGGGAUGGGGUGGAUGGGGAGCUGGUAACGCUGGGUACCCUGGUUGGGCAUCUGGAUGGGCUCAUGGCUGGAGCCAUCCGGGAUAUAUCGGUUGGGGUGCGGGUCACGGGUACGGCGCAGGGCAUGGCUACUACAGGUCAGAUAUACCACGUGACUCUCAGAGCAAGAGCUUUAUUCAUGGGUACCACCCAGGCGUGUACGGAUGGGGUGGCAGUGCUUAUCCUGGACUCGGCUGGGGUGGCUUUGGAUAUGGUGCCUUUGGUCCAGGCCCCUAUGGCGCUGGCCCGGGUCCUUAUGGAGCUGGUCCAAUUUUCCCUUUUGGUGGCCAUAGCGCCUUUAUUGGCUCUCCUGCUUACGGUCCCUUUGGAGAGGCCUGGGGGCCCUUCCUCCGCCGUUCUGGCAUCCCAAAAGGUCAGCAAACAAAACAAGAGAGCGCUUCCGCUAGAUGUGUCUGUGGCUACCAUCCCGGUCCAUACGGCUGGGGAGGGGUUGUGUACCCCGGGUGUGGCUGUGUUGGGGGUGAGGUAGCAUGCCAUGGUGGGUGUGGUUGUGGUGGAUGGGGAUACGGUGGAUGGGGACAUGGAUAUGGGGGAUGGGGACAUGGUUUUGGAGGAUGGGGAGGACAUGGGUGUGGUGGGUGCGGAGGCUGUGGAGGUUGUGGCUGUGGGUGCCGAUCCAAGACACCUGAGAAGCCAACUAAGCAGAACGAGAAAGAAGUAAAGGGUUCCUCUCGACAAAACAUCAUGAGCCCCGACUCGGAAGGUGAUAACCCCUCGGACUCGGAGACAUCGCUAUUUGGAAGCUCAUUCGGUGGACCUGGUUUGACGUCAGUGAUGGGCGAGGGUGGGGCGACGCAGCUCCGCAUACCGGGCGUAGGUAUGAACCUCCCAGAGCAAAUAGAGGCAGAGAAAGAUCAGUUCCCCGAGUACUCGAGCAAAUACGCAAGCGCAGAGAUGGAUGAGGGCGAAAACAAAGAUCAGCUGGCGAACUUCAAAAUUGCUCCUGCAGGAGACUCUAGCAUGCCUUUCGAAGACACGAGUGAACAAGACAGCGAGACAAAUUCAUUCACCUCUGAGCAACCGGAAUCUCGACGAGGAAAAAUCCCAUCUACAAGAGACGUAAGGGCCACUAAGAAACAGGCUGUGGCGUACCCCUAUGGAUAUGGUGCUCAGGGCGCGUACCCAUUCUAUCACGGUCUCACUCAUCCCGCCGUGCUGCCAUACGCCCAUCUGGCAUCCCCGUACCCAACUCCUCUUGGUUACCCAUACGGUUUUCUACCCCACCCUGACGACCACACCAGCCACUCUAUCCAUGUGGGUUCACCAAAGGUCAACGUUGAUGUGCAGACGACACGACGUGAUGAUGUGCCAAGUUCCCCAGAACAAGAUAAGGCUUCCGAAAAGGUGCGCCGUUUCGCGAGGGACAUCGAGGCUGAGUUGACGGGCUCACCAAAGCAAAAGCGACAAGUUCCCAACCUCAUGCAACAAGCUUACAACAGACGCUUCCCAGCAGCCCCCGCGGCCCAGGCUGCAGCCCCUAGCAACCCCAUGGCACGCUCACCGUAUGCUCAAAUGGCCCAGGCUACUGCAAGAAGCAACCCCAUGGCACGCUCACCGUAUGCUCAAAUGGCCCAGGCUACCGCAAGAAGCUAUCCACCAAGUCAACCUCAGCAAAACUUUAUGAUGGGACAGCUUCGUGGCAGUUUCCCAGGCGAACAAACGAACAAUAUGCGUCCAUUCGCUCAGAAUAACAUGCGCAUGCGCGGUAUGGGUCAGAUGAUGUUCCGUGGUCAGUCUCAGCUUAACCCGAUGGCAGAUCCAGCGCCGCUUACAUACCAACAGAUCACGCGCAUGGCAGGCAUAAGCGUACCGCUGGCCGUAACGUCGCCAGGAUAUGGUAUGAGGAGGUCAAAUGUGCGAUAUCCUUAUAAGCCAGUCCCCGCAAGAGGGAAGCGAUCUGCAGAAGCCACUAAGAAAUCAAAACCUAACCAAAAAAGGCAGUUCCUCCCGCUACCCUACGCUUCCGCCCAGCCAAUAGCUUCCUAUGGACCUCACGUGGCCAUGCCAGGCUUAUUUACCCAUGCGCCAGUCGCCCCAGCCCCCUACCAAAAUUUUCCAGCCUUCGCAACAGCCUACCCAGCGGUUCCUUCGCCACUCCUCGCUGCUCAACAUCCGGGGUUAUAUCAAGGGAUGGGAUUUGGUGCGCAUGCUCCCAUAGCCGCAUACCCCGCAGGCGCAGUGCAGGCGCCUGUGGCAAUUCCCGGAGGAUAUCCAGUAACAGGUUUUCCAGGAUCUGGGGGGAUGGCCCCUAGUGUGUUUGGACACCCGGCAGAGGCUGUAGUACGGCAAGGUGUGCCAUCGUUUCAAGGAGGCCAGACGCAGCAGCCAAUGGGAAAUAACUUUUUUGCGGGACCACAAGCCCCACAGCCCAUGUUUGGACAAAGCCCCUUUCCGUCCGGCUUUGAGCCCCAGAGCCUCAUGGGACAAGGAUUUGGUAACGCCCCGGGCGCCACUGAGCUACCGUUCCGACGCACUCCCAUGCAGAUGGUGAAUCCAAACAUUGUCCAGCAAGCGUAUCAACAGCAGAUGCAGCGCGGCAACCUGUUCCAAGGUUUUCCUCAAAUGGGCAUUGCCCGUAAGUCAGCGGUCCCAGGAAAGAAGUCCACCAAGACAAGUAAAUAGGGAGAUCAGAGAUAUAUAAUUAUAUCUAGUCUUAGUGAACGCUAGUACACUGACUGAUGCAAUUGGUAAAAUUGUAUAAAAUGGAUUGUUCGAUUACAAUGACAUAAAACCUUGUGAUAUAUACACAAUGUACCGAAAAUUAAAGAAUGUUUUUAUAUAUA